AUGACCAGCACGAACAACAGCUCGUCCGCCGACGGACUGGACAUCAAGAAGAUAGCCGUGAUCGGCAGUGGUAGCAUGGGUGGUGGUAUGGCCCUUCUGUUCGCCGAGAAUGGCUGCCAUGUAUCGCUAGAAGAUCCCUCUGAAGAAGCUAUGGAUGGUAUCAUCAAACAGGCCAAAGAAGAAGGCUUCGGAGAUCGUAUCAGCAAGCACAGCGACUACAAGUCAUUGUGCAACUCCCUCGAUUCGCCCAAGGUCUUCGUCUUCAGCUUGCCCCAUGGUAGUGUAGGAGACGGUGUGCUUGCAGGUCUCAUGCCUUACCUCGAGAAGGGAGAUAUCAUCAUCGAUUGUGGUAACGAGCAUUGGAAGAACACAGAAAGAAGACAGGGCAAAUGUGUCACCAGAGGUAUCAGAUAUAUUGGCUGUGGUGUCUCUGGAGGAUACCAAGCUGCCCGUCGCGGUCCAUCGAUGUGCCCAGGAGCUGAUGAUCAAUCCCUUGAUCUCGUCCUUCCUUUCCUGCGUAAGGUUGCUGCAAAGGACCCCAAGGGUAGACCAUGUGUUGGCAAGGCUGGUACAGGAGGUGCAGGCCACUACGUGAAGAUGAUCCACAACGGUAUCGAACACGGAAUGAUGAGUGCCAUCUCGGAAGCAUGGGGCAUAAUGAGAACUGGCCUUGGACUGUCUGAGGACGAGAUCGGCGACAUCUUUGAGAAGUGGAACACGGAGGGCGAGCUGGAAGGUACAUUCCUAGUGAAGAUCGGAGCCGAUAUCUGCAGAACUAAGGAUCCAAAGAAUGGCGAACGCGUUCUGGAAACCGUGGAAGACAAGGUUGUGCAAGAUAUUACUGGCGAGGAAGGAACUGGUAUCUGGUCAAACGAAGAGGCUGUUGGGGAACACAUCCCGGCACCUACGCUGAGCUCAGCCCACUUCUUCCGUUUGGCUUCGGCCGACCGUGCCCAGCGUGAUCGCGCACAAAAGGCAUUCGGAGGUGACUUCCCUGCACAGAAACUGGAUGUCAAGGACAAGGCCGAGUUCCUGGAAGACUUGCGUGUGGCCACGUACACAGCAUGUCUGGCUGCCUACGUGCAAGGCAUCAAUGUCAUCGACCAUAAGAACAGAGAGGUCCAUUGGAACAUCAACUUCUCGGAAGUCCUGCAGAUCUGGCGCGCUGGCUGCAUCAUUCAAGCCGAUUACAUUGCUUCUUUGCUCGAGCCUAUCUUUGCCGAGUUCCAGAGCAAAGACACGAUGAACCUGUUGUUCGAGAAGACCAUCGCCAGCGACCUCAAGAAAGGCCAGCCCGCACUCAAGCGUGUCGUGGUGCAGGCAGUACUUGGUGAUCAUGUGGUCCCUGCCAUCUCGUCGUCGCUUGAUUACAUCAAGUACCAGACUGGUUUGGAGCUUCCGACACAGUUCUACGAAGCCGAGCUCGAUUACUUCGGCAAGCACAUGUACGACAAGAAGGGUGAGGAUCCUAAGGGAGCUCCUACCACUGGAAAGUACCACUUUGAAUGGAAGAGAGCUUGA
Molecule: messenger RNA, 1521 nt
Organism: Aureobasidium namibiae CBS 147.97
Lineage: Eukaryota; Fungi; Ascomycota; Dothideomycetes; Dothideales; Saccotheciaceae
Product: 6-phosphogluconate dehydrogenase C-terminal domain-like protein
Exons: 4
Coding region: 1-1521 (506 amino acids)
Biological process (GO): pentose-phosphate shunt; pentose-phosphate shunt, oxidative branch
Cellular component (GO): cytosol
Molecular function (GO): phosphogluconate dehydrogenase (decarboxylating) activity; NADP binding
Source: RefSeq, a predicted model, not a curated record